Molecule: messenger RNA, 2511 nt
Organism: Thermochaetoides thermophila DSM 1495
Lineage: Eukaryota; Fungi; Ascomycota; Sordariomycetes; Sordariales; Chaetomiaceae
Exons: 4
Coding region: 1-2511 (836 amino acids)
Biological process (GO): xyloglucan metabolic process
Cellular component (GO): extracellular region
Molecular function (GO): cellulose binding; protein binding
Source: RefSeq, a predicted model, not a curated record
AUGAAGCGGCCAACGGCGACUGGGCUCUUGCUUGCGGCCGUGGCGGCUCCCGCUGCGGCUGCCACGACGUGGAAGAACGUCAAUAUUGGCGGCGGCGGCGGCUUCGUCCCUGGCAUCAUCUUCCAUCCCACGGCCAAGGGCGUCGCCUAUGCCCGUACUGAUAUUGGCGGCCUGUACCGCCUGAACGCUGACGACUCGUGGACUGCUGUGACGGACGACCUCGGCACUCAUGAGAGAUGGGGCCACUGGGGUAUCGACGCCGUCGCGCUGGAUCCCCAGGAUCCUGACAAGGUCUACGCCGCCGUCGGCAUGUACACCAACAGUUGGGACCCCAACCCAGGUGCCAUUAUCCGCAGCUCGGACCGGGGCAACACCUGGCAGUCGGUCGACCUGCCCUUCAAGGUCGGCGGCAACAUGCCCGGCCGCGGCAUGGGUGAGAGGCUGGCUGUCGACCCCAACAACGGCAAUAUCAUCUACUUCGGUGCCCGCAGCGGCAACGGCCUGUGGAAGAGUACCGACGGCGGAGUCACCUGGUCCAAGGUGACCUCCUUCACCAACGUCGGCACAUAUAUCCCGGACCCCAGCGAUGCCAACGGCUACAACAACGACAUCAUCGGCCUGACCUUUGUCACCUUUGACUCGACCUCGCCCAUCAUCAACGGCGCGACCUCACGCAUUUUUGUUGGCACGGCCGACAACAUCACUGCCUCCGUCUAUGUGUCCAACGAUGCCGGCGCUACCUGGAGCCCCGUCUCCGGCCAGCCCGGCAAGUACUUCCCGCACAAGUGCAAGCUCCAGCCGGCCGAAAAGGCCCUCUACCUGACCUACAGCGACGGCGCUGGCCCGUACGAUGGCAGUGCCGGCGCCGUCUAUCGCUACGACAUCACCAACGGCACCUGGAAGGACAUCACCCCAGUCUCGGGCGGCGACCUGUAUUUUGGCUUUGGCGGUCUGGGUGUUGACAUGCAGAAGCCGGGCACUCUUGUUGUGGCCAGCCUGAACUCGUGGUGGCCCGAUGCCCAGCUGUUUAGGUCGACCGACUCGGGCAACACCUGGUCUCGCAUUUGGGAGUGGGCGGGCUACCCGAACCAGAACUGGUACUAUAGCAUGCAUACCGGCAACGCGCCCUGGAUCGACACUGGCUUCCUCUCCACGGACAGCAAGCGUCUGGGCUGGAUGAUUGAGGCGCUCGAAAUCGACCCUCACGACAGCGACCACUGGCUCUACGGCACCGGCCUGACCCUCUUUGGUGGUCAUGAUCUGACCAAGUGGGACACCGUCCACAACGUCAGCAUCCACUCUCUCGCUGUCGGCAUCGAGGAGAUGGCCGUGCUCGGUCUCGCCUCUCCCCCGGGUGGUCCAGAGCUCCUGGCCGCCGUCGGCGACGACUGCGGCUUCACCUUCCGCACCAGCAACGACUUGGGCACUUCCCCGAGCACUCCCUGGAUGACGCCUAUCUGGGCCAGCUCCAGCGAUGUUGACUAUGCCGGUAACAAACCCGAGAACAUUGUCCGCGUGGGCACCGGGUCCGGCAGCCCGCAGGUCGCGCUCUCCAGCAACGGCGGCCAGAGCUGGAACACCCACUACGGCGCCAGCGACAACCAGAGCGGCGGCUCCGUUGCCUACUCAGCCGACGCCGACACCAUCCUCUGGUCGACAAGCAACUCGGGGGUCCUGCGCUCCCAGCAUCAGAGCAGCUUCGCCGCCGUGGCUUCUCUGCCCUCGGGCGCAGCCGUCGCCGCCGACCGCCGCAACAACAGCGUCUUCUACGCCGGCUCGGGCUCCAAGUUCUACCGCAGCACCGACACUGGUGUCACCUUCACUUCCGUCUCCCUGCCUAGCGGCGUACAGUCCGUCAAGGAUGUUGUCGCUCACCCGGUCGUCUCCGGCGAGGUCUGGGUCAGCACUAAUGCCGGCUUGUUCCGCAGCACCGACUUUGGCGCCACGUUCUCGGCCGUCAGCACCCUAACCGACACCGAGCAGAUCGCCUUUGGCAAGGGCGACGGUUCCACGUGGAAUGUGUACGCCUUUGGCCAGGGCCCGUCGGGGGCGAAGCUCUACGCCAGCUCCGACUCUGGCGCCUCGUGGGUCGAUAUCCAGGGUACCAAGGGUUUCGGUGCUAUGGGCGCCAACAGGGUUGUCGGCAGUGGCAACGUCGCUAACCAGGUGUAUGUCGGCACCAACGGCCGCGGCGUGUUUUAUGCCAAGGUCUCCGUCCCAAGCAGCGGCGGCAGCCCUAGCACUACCUCGUCUGCGGUCUCCAGCACCAAGACCACCAGCAGCGUCCCGACUACGCUAGCAACGUCGACCGUCCGCACUACCACGACCUCCACGUCGACUGUUCGCACGAGCAGCACGACUACCACUAGCUCGGCGCCGACUACCACCACGCCGACCCAGAAGUCAAAGCACUGGGAGCAGUGCGGUGGUUUGAUGUGGACUGGCCCGACGGUCUGCGAGGAGCCAUGGACUUGUGUCAAGUAUAACGACUGGUACUCGCAGUGUGUCUAA